Molecule: messenger RNA, 525 nt
Organism: Ipomoea nil (Japanese morning glory)
Lineage: Eukaryota; Viridiplantae; Streptophyta; Magnoliopsida; Solanales; Convolvulaceae
Product: geranylgeranyl pyrophosphate synthase, chloroplastic-like
Exons: 1
Biological process (GO): isoprenoid biosynthetic process
Molecular function (GO): prenyltransferase activity
Source: RefSeq, a predicted model, not a curated record
CAAAGCACUAGACGAGGCGGUGGCGUUAAAGAAGCCAAUCAAGAUUCACGAGGCGAUGAGGUACUCACUUCUGGCCGGAGGAAAACGGGUCCGGCCAAUCCUCUGCAUCGCCUCUUGCGAGCUGGUCGGAGGAAGACGGUGGACUUAAAGGAGCUGGAGUACAUUCAUAUCCACAAGACUUCAAAGCUUUUAGAGGCCUCGGUGGUGUGCGGCACCAUUGUCGGCGGAGGGAGCGUGGUGGAUGUGGAGAGGCUGAGGAGCUACGCGAGGUGCAUUGGGCUUUUGUUUCAGGUGGUGGAUGAUAUUCUUGAUGUCACAAAGUCGUCGGAGGAGUUGGGGAAGACGGCGGGGAAGGAUUUGAGCAGUGAGAAGGCGACGUACCCGAAGCUGAUGGGAAUUGAGAAGGCCAGAAAAUUUGCAGAUGAGCUGGUGGAGAAGGCCAUUCACAAGCUCAGUUACUUUGAUGCUGCUAGAGCUGCACCACUGUAUCAUCUGGCCUACUAUAUUGCAAAUAGGCAAAAUUAA